UGGCGGCGAAAUUCGGAUUCGUCCGAACCAGGAGGACGUGUCUGCCAUGAGAGACGACCGGUGUCAGGACGUCGUAAUGCUGUGCAUGGAAGUCCACAAGGAGCUGCAGGCAGAUUGUCCGACUGAGGGUGAGUUAGCGACCAAUUUCAAAGUCGAGCCCCGCACACUCGGGGCCGAAUGCCUGGUGACGGUACUCGCUGAGUUAGCAGUCUUAAGCGGUUCUCCGGUGAAAGCGGACACAUCGUCGCCGUUGGAAACUGCGGUGGCUCGGAUGAAUCCGAAUCAGGGCCUUGUGAGCAUGUCCCUCCCUGAUGCAGGUUUGGAGACGAUCGUAAUUCGGAUUCAUCUGAGACACACGGACGAAGGACUUGACGGUUGUCGACUUCUGACGACUUUGGACAAGGACGAUUCCGUUGACGACCGGAUUGAUCCGACACUGAGUGACGUCGGGAUGGAGCAACCAGUUCAACCGGCAUACGACGACCCCUUGUACUCCGGCCUUCACGACGAGGCGAUGGGAGAGGACGUUAUGAAGAAGUCCUCUGAUGCUGUUGAAGAUAGAUUUCUCUAUUUCAGUGACGACGAUAAAGAUACUGCGCACGAGGAUAAGAAGUUAAGGGGGGGAGAGGUGUUGUUGGACAUCCAUGGGACCUUGCGCACAACACAAUGCGACACAGUGGCGACAGAGAAAACCCAACCUGUCCAUGUUGUGGACGUCGACGUUCUUUGUCCGGAGAAGGACAGACUAAAAUUGCCCGUCGCGGACUUGGAGGAUUUCUGCCAUCGGGAUGGGGAUGAAUUCAUGCCGUCUCCGGUCAUCGACGCCGACAUCUCGAACCUGUCAAGUUUCCUUGUGAGUUUGGAGCACGUCGUCGCCGCGUCGACACGCACGGGGGCGCCAAUCGUGCUGGGGCUGCCAUUGGUGGGCUCUGGUGACGUUGAAGCUAAGCCUGGUAAGCACUGUCUUCCUCUGCUUGCUUUCCGCUCGUCAGCCCGUUCGUGAAGUGUUGUUUGGUUCGUCGGUUUCGGGGAGGUGUGUACGCAGCCGCCAACUUGAUUUGACGAUGUGCUUCGUGAGG
Molecule: messenger RNA, 1079 nt
Organism: Chara braunii
Lineage: Eukaryota; Viridiplantae; Streptophyta; Charophyceae; Charales; Characeae
Source: the annotation of a GenBank genome assembly